Molecule: messenger RNA, 1563 nt
Organism: Trichosurus vulpecula (common brushtail)
Lineage: Eukaryota; Metazoa; Chordata; Mammalia; Diprotodontia; Phalangeridae
Gene: KAT8
Product: lysine acetyltransferase 8
Exons: 11
Coding region: 28-1395 (455 amino acids)
Biological process (GO): regulation of DNA-templated transcription
Molecular function (GO): histone acetyltransferase activity
Source: RefSeq, a predicted model, not a curated record
AUUCUUGCGUCACUUCCGACCGGUUCGAUGGCGACCGCAAGCUCCGCGACUGCGGCCGCGGUCGGAGCCCCGGGGGAGGGCGAGGCCGGGGGCGGGGAGAGAACAGUGGCCGAAGGGACCUCCCCGCCCCCAGGCCGCGCCUCCCCUCCGGCCCCGGCCCGCGGUGAGCCCGAGGUCACGGUGGAGAUCGGAGAAACGUACCUCUGCCGACGUCCGGAUAGUACCUGGCACUCAGCAGAGGUGAUUCAGUCCCGUGUGAAUGACCAAGAAGGACGAGAGGAGUUCUACGUACAUUACGUGGGCUUUAACCGUCGACUGGAUGAAUGGGUGGACAAGAAUCGGCUGGCCUUGACCAAAACAGUGAAAGAAGCUGUUCAGAAGAACUCUGAGAAGUACUUAAGUGAGCUGGCAGAGCAGCCUGAGCGCAAGAUCACCCGAAACCAGAAACGCAAACAUGAUGAGAUCAACCAUGUGCAGAAGACCUAUGCAGAAAUGGAUCCCACAACAGCAGCGCUAGAAAAGGAACAUGAGGCGAUUACCAAGGUUAAGUAUGUAGACAAGAUUCACAUUGGGAACUAUGAGAUUGAUGCCUGGUACUUCUCCCCGUUCCCGGAAGAUUAUGGGAAACAGCCCAAACUUUGGCUCUGUGAAUACUGCCUGAAGUACAUGAAGUUUGAGAAGAGCUACCGUUUCCAUUUGGGCCAGUGCCAGUGGAGACAGCCACCUGGCAAGGAAAUCUACCGAAAGAACAAUAUCUCGGUGUAUGAGGUGGAUGGCAAAGACCAUAAGAUUUAUUGCCAGAAUCUGUGUCUAUUGGCCAAGCUCUUCCUGGACCACAAGACCUUGUACUUUGAUGUGGAACCAUUUGUCUUCUACAUCUUGACCGAGGUGGACAGACAGGGGGCCCACAUCGUGGGCUACUUCUCUAAGGAGAAGGAGUCCCCAGAUGGGAAUAACGUGGCCUGUAUCCUGACCCUCCCCCCGUAUCAGCGCCGAGGUUAUGGCAAGUUCCUCAUUGCUUUCAGUUAUGAAUUGUCAAAGUUGGAGAGUACAGUGGGUUCUCCAGAGAAGCCACUGUCAGACCUGGGCAAACUGAGCUAUCGAAGUUACUGGUCCUGGGUCCUGCUGGAGAUCUUGAGGGACUUCCGGGGUACAUUGUCCAUCAAAGACCUCAGCCAGAUGACCAGCAUCACCCAAAAUGACAUCAUCAGCACUCUGCAGUCACUCAACAUGGUCAAAUACUGGAAGGGACAGCAUGUCAUCUGUGUCACCCCCAAGCUAGUGGAAGAGCACCUUAAGAGUGCCCAGUACAAGAAGCCGCCCAUAACAGUGGACUCAGUUUGUCUGAAGUGGGCACCACCCAAGCACAAGCAAGUAAAGUUGUCCAAGAAGUGAGUGGUGCUCAAACCAGUGCCCCUGCACCCCCUGCAUCCCUACCCACUGGCAGCCUUAGACCUGUGAGGGGUGCCUCUUUUCCCCACUUUGUAAAUAUGUAUAGACUUGUCUGCCCACCUUCAACCCUAAAAUAUUUUUUUAAUAAAGAGACUUUAGCUUGUCACUGUA